AUGUUACCGGCGAUGGCUAAAAUACAAUUCUUUGCUUUUAUUUUAUUAUAUGUUGCUUCUAAUUGCAUUAGUGUAAAUGUUGAUAAUAUUUCUAGUGAUGUAAGAAUUAAAAAUGUUGAUAGAUCGAUCGAUAUAUCUUCACAGCUCGUGAAAAUAUCAUCUAAAAUAACCUUUGAAAAUGCAGGAAAAGUGCCGGUGAAACAAUUUCUUUUAGCCGUAGAAGGUGCAGCUAAAAACAACUUGGCUUUUAUUGGUGCCAGAGAUAGCAAUAAUAAAGAUUUGCGGCUCGUGGAAACAACAGUCAAAGGACACGAUAACGUCAAAUUUUAUCGAGUAGAGUUAAAGGAACCUGUUAAUGCUGCAGCCAGUGUAGUCAUUACGUCUGAUGCAGUGUUCUCUAAAGCAUUGUUACCACACCCAACAGCAAUAACUCAGCAAGAAGACCAACUAGUCAAAUACAACAGUAAUUUGUACUUUUAUACACCAUAUAAAGUUCUAACACAGAAAACGACGGUCGUAUUAAAUACUAAGUCAGUGGAAUCAUUCACAAAAGUUAAGCCUUUCUCCCAACAAGACGGCAAUAUCAACUAUGGCCCGUACUCAAACAUUGAGCCAUUUACAGAGAAAGAACUUAGUCUCCAUUACAAGAAUAACUCCCCGUUCCUUACUGUGACUCGUUUGGAGCGUCUUAUUGAAGUAUCUCAUUGGGGUAACAUUGCUAUUGAAGAAAUCAUUGAAAUUGAACAUAGCGGUGCAAAGUUGAAAGGCCCAUUUUCAAGGUAUGACUAUCAACAAGAUCACCACAGUGGACCCGCAAGUGUAAGGUCUUAUAAGACCCUACUACCAGCUUCAGCUUCUGAUGUAUAUUACCGUGACACUAACGGUAACAUCUCAACAUCCAACAUGAAAGUCAAGAAAGAUUCAGUUGAAUUGGACCUAAGGCCUCGAUACCCUCUAUUUGGUGGCUGGAGAUCGCACUACACUCUAGGUUACAAUGUUCCCAGCUAUGAAUACCUCUACCACUCCGGAAACGAAUACUUACUGAAGAUGAGAGCAGUCGAUCAUGUUUUCGAUGAUAUGCAAAUAGACGAACUCGUCACAAAAAUUAUAUUACCCGAAGGCUCAACAAAUAUUAAAAUUAAUUUUCCAUUCGCCGUCACAAGACUGCCUGAUAGUCUGCACUACACAUAUCUAGAUACGAAGGGUCGUCCAGUGAUUACAUUCAAAAAGAGCAAUGUCGUCGAAAAUCACAUACAAGAUUUUCAACUUCGUUACACAUUCCCGAGAAUCCUGAUGUUACAAGAGCCUUUAUUAGUCGUUGGCUUCCUAUAUGCAUUAUUCCUGUGUGUUAUAGUCUAUGUAAGACUAGAUUUCUCCAUUCAUAAGCCUGAACAUCUAAAAGAGUAA
Messenger RNA from Danaus chrysippus (African queen), 1407 nucleotides. Lineage: Eukaryota; Metazoa; Arthropoda; Insecta; Lepidoptera; Nymphalidae. The record is from the annotation of a GenBank genome assembly.